This is a messenger RNA of Vanrija pseudolonga, 2001 nucleotides long. Its product is annotated as Putative acyl-CoA synthetase YngI. The transcript has 10 exons. Lineage: Eukaryota; Fungi; Basidiomycota; Tremellomycetes; Trichosporonales; Trichosporonaceae. The coding region runs from base 114 to 1937 and encodes 607 amino acids. The record is from RefSeq and is a predicted model, not a curated record.
GACGACUCUGGUUUCCUAGACACGCAUCUACAGUACUUAUCUAGCAAGCAUUCGCCGUUCUUCCGUACCCCCCGUUCCCUACUUUUUUUUUUGCUCUUGAAAUCAACAACACAAUGGCGGCCCCGCAAAAGACUUGGGCUCAGUGCGACGCUGAGCUCUGCAAGCCCGGCACCAUCUUCGAGGUCGAGGAGGCCGUCAUCGACGGCCGCAAGACGCGCUACUGGAAGAAUGCACCCCGCACGUUCCGCGACCUGCUCUACAGCCGCCUGACAAACUGGGCCAACGAGGGCCGCCAGUUCCUCUCGACGCCAUCGCCCUUGCCGUCGGCCUACGAGUCGCGCGACGAGGUGUCGUACGCUGCCGUGCUUGCGCGCUCGAUCGAGCUUGCCGCCUGGCUCCGCGACCAGGGCGUGACGGUCGGCACGCGCGUCGGCCUCGGCGGCCUCAACUCUGAGGGCUGGGUCGAGUCGUUCUUCGCCAUCGAGCUUGCUGGCGCCGUGCCCGUCAUGCUCAACUCUACGCUCCAGCCCGAGAUCCAGGACCACUGCCUGUCCCUCACCAAGCCCCUGCUCGUCCUCGUGUCCCAGGAGAUGUCGGUCGCCAUCGCCCCGCUCGUCGAGAAGCUCCAGACCAAGGGCGUCGGCAAGUUCUACUGCUGGGACAGGAUCCACCACCUCCCCGCCGAGGUCCAGAAGGUCGUUGGCUCGUUCUACGGUGCUGUCGGCUCUCCCGCUUCCAUCAAGGCCAUCGAGUCGGGCAAGGGCCUCGAGUCGCUUGGUCCCGAGAGCGAUGCCACCAUCCUCUUCACUUCGGGCACCACCUCGCUCCCCAAGGCCGUCCUCUCGACCCAGCGCCAGGCGCUCCACCACCUCAUCACCAGCCAGAUCAUCCCGGCGCGUGCCGUCCUCCGCGCCGGCGGCACUGUCGCCAUGGCGCAGGGCCUCAUCGCGCCGCCCGAGGUGCAGCAGACCAUGCUCUUCGCCGUGCCCAUGUUCCACGUCACCGGUCUGCUGUCGAUGCUCCUCCGCUCGGUCGACGUCGGCAACCGCCUCGUCUUCAUCCGCCGCUGGAACGUCAAGGAGGUCAUCGGCCUCAUCAAGCGUUACAACGUCAACGUCAUCUCAGGCGUGCCCACCAUCGUCCAGGCUGCCCUCCAGGCGCCCGAGCUCGAGGGCCACGAGAUGGCUGGUCUCCUGUACGGCGGUGGACCUCCCCCGCAGCGCAUGGUCCAGGACAUCAAGAAGAAGUUCCCUACCGCCCUCGCCGUCCACGCUUGGGGCAUGACCGAGACCAACGCGGUCGCGGUCGCGUUCAUGGGCGACGACUACCUCAACAACCCUGAGGCCGUCGGUCCCCCCAUCCCCAUCUGCGACGUCAAGGUCGUUGACCAGGAGACGAAGAAGGAGCUUCCCCGCGGCACCUUUGGCCUGCUCCUUGUCCGUGGCGGUAACGUCAUGAAGGAGUACCUCAACAACCCUAAGGCCACGAAGGAGGCGCUCGACGCCGACGGAUGGCUCGACACCGGAGACAUGGCCAUCCACGACGAGGAGGGCCUCGUCUACAUCCGUGACCGUGCCAAGGACGUCAUCAUCCGCGGCGGUGAGAACAUCGCCUCGCAGGAGGUCGAGAACGAGGUGUACAAGGACGACCGUAUCGCCGAGGCCACGGCCAUCGCCGUCCCAUGCGACAUCCACGGCGAGCGUGUGGGUGUCGCCGUCUCCCUGGCGCCCGGAGCAACCGCUACCGCCGAGAGCAUCCUCGACAAGGUCGAGCCGCUGCUGCGCCACCCUGCGCGUCCCGCCAUCCUCGUUGUGUCGGACGCUCCCCUGCCCCGUAACGCCAACGGCAAGUUUGUCAAGUUUGAGAUCGCCAAGAUGGUGCGCGAGAUCUGGGAGAAGCAGGGCCGUAAGGAGGUCAAGCGCCGCGCCAGGCUCUAAGCAGCUGGGACGCUGGGUGUUGUCAGUACGAGUCGAGUUGUAGAAGGAUGCAGCAGUGGCCACA